UAUUAUCAGCGAUUAUAAGUAGGUGUUAUUUUUUGUUCAUAUAAAAUAAAAGAAACAAUUAUCAAAAUUCAGUUUAACCUAAUAACCAUGACUCUUAUUUAACUCAUCUUAUCAAAAUUAUAAUGAUGUGGAAAAUUGCAGUAUUUCUGAAACAUAUUAGUAUCGUUAUUUUCUUGUGUUUCGUUUUACCAAAAAUUAAGUGUACCGAUAUAAAAUGUGACGAUUUAGAAGGAAAACAACUUUUGAUAAUAAACGAUGAAGACAUAUAUGAUAAGAUUAAGUAUGGAACUUUAAACGCUAAAUGCAACAGCACAAACUCGUGUAAUAAUGGUGCAUCAUGCUACAACGAUGAGUGCAUAUGUUUGCCUGGAACUAGUGGACCAUCGUGUGAAACAAUCAAUGGCUGCAGCGAUCUAAGUUGCAAUAAAGACAAAAAUGCCUCCUGUGAUUUUGACAAGAGGAAUUUCAAAGCAUUUUGUAAAUGCCCAUGGGGAUAUGAAUUCGACUAUGACGAAAAUAAAUGCAAAGAGUGUCGGUGUGAUGAUUGCAAAGAAGGACAACCAUGGUGCACGGGAUCAGUGAAGUGUGAAUUCAUUCAAAGUAAAAAAGCCUGCACAUGUGACAGGCCACGUUACAAAUUCAAUCCUAAGAAGAAAAUGUGUGAAUUGUGUUAUUGUUCUGGCGAUUCUGUUUCCUGUGAUUUUGAUGAGGAUGGAAAUCAGAUAUGUAAAUGCAAAGAUGGUUAUGCUCAAAAUGGAUGGAGUUGUGAUAAGUGUAAAUGCUACUAUGGAUGGGGGUGCAAAUUUGUAAAUAAUAACAAAAUCUGUAUAUGUCUUAAAGGUUAUGUUCAGGAUAAAGGAGAUUGUUACCGGUGUAGUUGCGGAGAAAAUGGUAAAUGCGUCUGGGACUGGAGUCAUACACAGAUACGUUGUGAUUGUAAUCCUGGUUUCAUGGAGUUCGACGGAGUUUGCAAAGAGAUUUCAAAUUGUUAUUGUGGAGAAAACAGUAAUUGCACUCUGAAGGACAACGAAAAGAUUUGUUCAUGCCAAGAAGGAUUUACUUACAUGAAUGGAUUAUGCACAGAUAUCAACGAAUGCGAUAAUCCAAAUGCUUGCCCAAAAAAUAAAAAGUGUAAGAAUCUAAUUGGAAGCUACAACUGCUCAUGCGCAGAUGGUUUCCAACCUUCAGAAGAUAAAGAAGGAGAAUGUGAUGAUAUUGACGAAUGCCAAAAUGCGAACUCUUGCGCUGGUUCUGAAACUGAGUGCUUCAAUACCGUUGGAAGUUUCAGGUGUGUCUGCAAGUCUGGUUUCGCUACUCGUGAUGGGAUGGCUGCAAGUCCAAUCUGCGAAAAUAAAUCUUCAUGGAAAACUGGAUUCGGUCUUUUAAUAGGAAUUUUUCUUGCAAUUAUAAUUGGUCUAGUAAUCAUGAUAUACAGGAAGACUUGAUAAAGAGUAUUGAGGAAAUCACAGUUCAUUACCAGCAAGCAUCAAUGGUUGAAAAGAUAAGAUUACAGAAGAUAAGAUAAUUUACAGAAAUGGAUAUUUUUUGACAAUGGAUAUUUAUUUAUUGAACUAGUAGUUGAAAUGAUCUUUAGAAUACGAACCUUUGUCCUUUUCCGUUAUUCAAUAGUUUAUUAAAACAAUAAGGAAUGUAA
Messenger RNA from Parasteatoda tepidariorum (common house spider), 1654 nucleotides. RefSeq lists its product as uncharacterized. Gene Ontology annotation, molecular function: calcium ion binding; heparin binding. The record is from RefSeq and is a predicted model, not a curated record. NCBI's taxonomy places the organism in Eukaryota, Metazoa, Arthropoda, Arachnida, Araneae, Theridiidae.